This is a messenger RNA of Ctenopharyngodon idella (grass carp), 814 nucleotides long. Its product is annotated as membrane-spanning 4-domains subfamily A member 4A-like. The transcript is spliced from 7 exons. Gene Ontology annotation, cellular component: membrane. The record is from RefSeq and is a predicted model, not a curated record. Lineage: Eukaryota; Metazoa; Chordata; Actinopteri; Cypriniformes; Xenocyprididae. Bases 22 to 678 code for a protein of 218 amino acids.
AUAUCCAAAACUUUGCCUAGAAUGGAAACCAGUCAGGUCAUCUCAACUGACCAAGCAACAGUUGUCAUCCAAGUAAAUCCACAGGUGGCACAAAAUGCUGUUAUUUGUGAUGAUGGACAGGAGGCCAGAGGAGAACAUCACAAUACAGCUCUUAAGGGAUUUUUUAAAGCACAACCAAAGGCACUGGGGACUGUCCAGAUAAUGAUUGGAGUGGUGAUUUUCUUAUUUGGUAUUGUACGCACCAGCAACAUCAACAACAAUUACCAUUACCCAGCUAUUUCUGUCAUAAGUGGAAUAACUUACUGGGGAUCUUUCAUUUACAUCAGUGCUGGAUCUCUGUCUGUUGCUGCUCAGAAUAAACUUGAUCUGUGUGUGGUGAAAGCUUCUCUUAUAAUGAAUGUGAUCGGUGCCAUAACUGCAGGGAUAGCCAUUCUUCUGAUGGGCAUAGAAAUAGUAGACCAUAUUAUGCCUUCUUGUAUAUACAGUAGUUACAUAUGUAACUAUUUGAUUUGUAUUUUUAGAGAAGGAUCCCCAAUGAUCUGGGGGACCAACGGAAUAUUGCUGCUGUUCUCCAUCCUUCAGUUCAUCAUCUCCAUCUGUAUCUCAGGAUUUGCCUGCAAAGCCACCUGCAACAGAGACUCUACAGUGGUCAAUGUGGCACUAAACCAGGAAUACUGAGUCACAGUGAGAAGAUCUUACCAAGGUUGCAAGGAAUUAAAAUCUCAUAUUGUUGCUUCCAAGCAAGUUCUCCAAAAAUUGAGAAUUGAAAGUACAUCAAAUGAUGUGUAUACAUUAAAUGUUUGCUGACACAAAG